AUGGAGGUUGAAUACUGUACUCGUUUAAUAGCUGUUUUAGAUGUGACGCGCUUUUUAUUGAAGCAAGGUUUGCCUUUCCGUGGACAUGAUGAGUCCUUGAGCUCAUUGAACAAGGGCAAUUUCCUUGAGCUGCUUGAGUGGUAUAGCCUAAGAAAUGAUAAGGUUUUCAGGGUGGUCAAUCAAAAUGCUCCUGCAAAUAAUCAAAUGACUUCACCGAAGAUUCAGAAGGAGUUAACAAAUGCUUGUGCAGCAGAGAUUACAUGUGCUAUUGUUGAUGAUAUUGGAGAUAAGUAUUUUUCCCUUAUGAUUGAUGAAGCCCGGGAUGUGUCAGUGAAGGAGCAAAUGCGAGUUGUUUUGCAAUAUCUGAAUACAAAUGGGUAUGUGAUAGAGCGAUUCCUUGCUAUGGUUCAUGUACCAGAUACAUCAGCUAUUUCAUUGAAAAAUGCCAUUGAUUGUCUAUUUGCCAAACAUGGGUUAUCACUUACAAGAUUGAGGGGACAAGGAUAUGAUGGGGCAUCAAAUAUGGGAGGAGAAUUCAAUGGUUUAAAGGCACUUGUUCUAAAAGAAAAUUCAUACGCAAGGCCUUUGUUGGGAAUAACAAAUGAGUUAUCAUUUGCUCUACAACAAAAGGAUCAAAAUAUUGUUCAAGCAAUGCGUUUGAUUGAAGUUGUAAAGGCUUGGCUUCAAGACUUAAGGGAGACGGGAUGGGAGGCAUUUUUGGAGAAAGUUAGCUCUUUUUGUGAAGGAAACUCAAUCCCAAUGCCUAAUAUGAAGGAAAAUAUGCGAAUCCGUGGUCGUUCUAGACGGGAAGGGCAAGUCAUUACUCAUUUUCACCAUUACCGUGUUGAAAUUUUCUGCGAGGUCAUUGAUUCGAUUGCACAAAAAAUGCAAAAUUACUUCCCAGAAACAAGCACAGAAUUACUUCUUCUUUUGUCAUGCCUUGAUCCAAGUGACUCAUUCUCCAAAUUCAACAUCCAAAAACUACUUCGUCUUGCAGAACUUUAUCCCAAAGAUUUUACAAUGACUGAGCGCAUGAUGCUUGAGAAUCAACUUACUACUUUUAUUUAUGAUGUGCGGCAUGAUGCAGAUUUUAUAAACGUUGGGGACUUGUGA
Molecule: messenger RNA, 1113 nt
Organism: Dioscorea cayenensis subsp. rotundata (Guinea yam)
Lineage: Eukaryota; Viridiplantae; Streptophyta; Magnoliopsida; Dioscoreales; Dioscoreaceae
Exons: 3
Coding region: 1-1113 (370 amino acids)
Source: RefSeq, a predicted model, not a curated record